AGAUACAAUUAUGUUCGCAUCUAGAUGCUUUAAUGUUGUAGUAUAUUUUAAUUUUACAAAUGUAGUUUAGGCCAUAGUUCGUACACACAUGAGGAAUUUUUACCAUGGUGAACGCAGGGGCUGUAUAUUGUAUGAAUGACUAUAAUAACUUUGAAUGGUGGACUAAUAAUGAUGAAAACACACCAAAUUUUGAUAAAGCUCCGGUCUGGUAUCCUCCCAAAGUCCCAGACUUGCUGGAGGAAGUACACAAAAAGAAUGUAACACACAUAAAGUCUCCAUUUCACCAUUUACGUUAUCCUCAUGAAUUCAAGAACAAAGAAUAUUACAAGUAUAAUGAAUGUGUUGAUGAGGAACCUACAGAUUCUCCCAAGGAACCUGUUUCCGAACCUUUUUCUCCCACUCAAGAGACAAGGAACCUGAAUGUACAACUUCAAGCUCCAAGGCGACGUGUACAGACCUAUCGGGAAUACUUUGACAAAAAGUCUCUUCGUAAGCGUAUUUACGAUGGAGAGAUUGCAUUCUAUGAUGACUUUGUUGAAAUGGAAAUUGCUCGUGACUACUGCAGAAUCUUUGACAAACCUUUCAACGUACCCCGUCAUGACUGGGGAGGUGAAAACUAUUUUUUCGGCGAGAAGAUCGUUGAUGAAGCACUUGAGACACAGGAAGAAGAUGAGAUCCCAGUAGCGAGUGAACCCUCAAGUAGGACCGAAGUGGAGCCUGUUGCCCCAAAACUAAAGGAAUGUGAUUUGAAAAUAAUGUCAAGCACUAAUUUGAGUGAAACUAAGAAACGAGAGCUCCUAAAGGGGGAGAUUCCAAGCUUGUUUUCUACACAAGGGGAAUUUGUAAAGAAAAAAAAGGACAAGUGGAUUAGUUUCCACAACCUGAGGACUUAUGCAUAUAUGAUUGACUCGGUAACCAGGUGUCCUCCCUUGCACGUACAGAUGCAAAAUAUACUCCAAACAGGCUGGAAGAGCCAAUCAAAGAACUCGUUUUAUUACGAAGAUUCCACUAGCUCGGAGACAUUCCAAGAUCCGUAUUCACUAACCAAGGAGCAAAUAGAGCAGGCUAAUUCCAUCUUAAAAGAACGCAAGAAUCCGGUUUCAGAUGAGAUUCCAGAUGUAAACAAGCUAGUAAAGAUUAAAAAAUACAGCAUCAACGAAAAUUGUUCCACCGUUGGUGGAGGCAGAUAUCAAAUUUAG
Molecule: messenger RNA, 1199 nt
Organism: Theileria equi strain WA
Lineage: Eukaryota; Apicomplexa; Aconoidasida; Piroplasmida; Theileriidae
Exons: 3
Coding region: 105-1199 (364 amino acids)
Source: RefSeq, a predicted model, not a curated record